AUGGGCGCAUCACUGCAGAACCCUACAGAGGCGCCAUUUCGGUGGUGGGUGCGCUGUAAGCUGCUCGUUGUAGACAGGUUACCAAUCACGCCGUCUCCAGGGCUUCCAACAGCUGACGGAAGAUUAGAAAGCGACGUUCCAGUUUUUCACAGUGCCAAAUGUUCCGCGCGAGAAUCGCAGGCUGAGUAUCAUAACCCGUUACGGUUCCACAAAACAAAAUCUGUUCGUCCUGGUCCAGCAAAGCAACGAACAUUGCCUGGUGAAUUUCAUCAUAGUAUCUCAGAAAAUUACUAUUACAAUAGACAACACGAUGCAGUUCAAGUGAACAAAAGACAAUCUUUGUUAGGUUAUCCAGCGCCUACACCGGGUUUUGGAUUUGAGUGGAAGCGAACACGUGAUGAAGAGCUUCAGACAGAAAGAGAAGACCCAGAACUGUCUCGCCUGGUACGUUUCGAUAGAUUUGCAGCCAGCAAAUAA
This is a messenger RNA of Ostertagia ostertagi, 477 nucleotides long. Lineage: Eukaryota; Metazoa; Nematoda; Chromadorea; Rhabditida; Trichostrongylidae. The record is from the annotation of a GenBank genome assembly.